Clonostachys rhizophaga is the source of this 1749-nucleotide messenger RNA. Lineage: Eukaryota; Fungi; Ascomycota; Sordariomycetes; Hypocreales; Bionectriaceae. The record is from the annotation of a GenBank genome assembly.
AGAUACAACCAGGAACCUACUACGACUACUCUUUCUCUUGAUCAGUCCCACCAACAGCCACCACCACCAUCUCUCUUGAACCUGUACCAUCCACCAGUUAUAGACACAACAACGCAAUACCACCCAGACGGCACGAGCUAUUAUCCUCCACCAAACCAUCACGUCUUUACUGGAGGCUUAGACGUUCGGCCUCGGCUACCGACCAAGCCGCUAUUUACUGCGUAUUUCAAGCAAAGACUCACCACAAUCAGUACGGGACCCUCGAUGGGAAUAGCUCAUACCCCUCGCACUGCAUCGUUACCACACCCAGGGGGGCAACCGGGAACUCAAAUCAGUGCCCGAGACCAAUACUCUCAACCAACCCCAUCCUUCAGGAGACAAUCCGAACACGCCCCGUGCCGGUCUCCGCCCUUCUCAACAUCUGGAUAUCGCCGCAUCCCAAUUUCACCCAGUCCCAGUCUUUCAGCCGGGUUUCCUGGCUCAUCUGGUAGGAUGGACUCCGGUCAGUACGGGCAUUCUUCAUCUCAAAACAAGAUUCCUCCUCUCGAAGACGUUCAGACCCUUGGCACCUUUCAUUACCAGGAUCAAAAUCGCACACCAGCCAAGAUCGGUGUCAAUGGCAUCAUUGACAAGGGCUUCUUCCAGGCUGACGGCGAGUGGACUUGUUAUCGAAGGAACUACUUCUCAUGUGUCUGUUCGUUUACUAUUACCCCUUAUUUUCCCGGCGUCCCCGUCAGCUUCACUCCAUCAGGCUCAAACAGCCAGCCGUCAGUCAUCCAUGGCUUUGCCAUGUGCAUCUCCGCCGUUGUCUCCGAAAACGACCAGCACUCCAUCGAGCUCGUUCAGCAUACUCCUAAACGAGACAAGGGUCCUACGAAGAACCCUCCUAAGAUCCCACUGAUGGCAAAACAGGAGACGGGAGCAGGCCACAAUCACAUUGGAAUAUUCGGUGCCAACAGCAAUGUGGGCCAUGGAAACUCAUGUUCUUACCCCGACGGCUGGGUCAUCUCUGAUACCAAUGUCAAUACACCGCAAACGGAGUACACGUUUGAGCGGAUUCAGUUCAAGCAGGCUACCCAGAAUAAUGGCAAACGAAGAGCUGCUCAGCAGUAUUAUCACCUCAUCAUCGAACUCUGGGCGAACACAGCCCCUCCGGGAACCAACAAGGAACAUUGGCUCAAGAUUGCUUACCGCAAAUCUGCUAAAAUGAUUGUCAGGGGGCGCUCUCCUGGACACUACCAGAACGACCGCCGGGGCAGCUCCAGCAACGGGCCAUCCGGCAGUGGAGCCGGCAUGGGCAACAACUACCCUCACAUGGGCAGCUCAGGAGAGUACGGCAGUGCCAGCUCGAUGCUUAGCAACUACACAGGCUACAGCAACGCCACAGGAACGGUAUAUGGAAGCCAUCGUCAUCACCACGGUCUGCCGGCCGAGACAAUGAUGGCUCCUGAGGAGGAAAAGGCCGUCGAGAGUACAAAGGGUUACCAGUACUACCCUGGUGCCCUCUACGACAGCCAUGGUGAUCAGAUGUUUAAUCAUCACAGCGGAACCGAUGCAAUGGCGACCCACGUGACAACUGAUAUGUCGAGCAAGGUCAAGCAUGAAUAUGACAGCUCCAGUAGCGCGCUGCCCCGCCUUACUCAUGCGACAACCGACCAUAGAAGGUGCGGGCCUUUUGAUGGCAAGCCUACGUCGAACGGAUACUAUCCUCAUGUCAUCUCUCCAACUGGCAUGAGCAUUACCAUGACC